Messenger RNA from Ctenocephalides felis (cat flea), 3098 nucleotides. RefSeq names its product vacuolar protein sorting-associated protein 54 (gene scat). Gene Ontology annotation, cellular component: GARP complex. Lineage: Eukaryota; Metazoa; Arthropoda; Insecta; Siphonaptera; Pulicidae. The transcript has 6 exons. The record is from RefSeq and is a predicted model, not a curated record. Gene Ontology annotation, molecular function: syntaxin binding. Gene Ontology annotation, biological process: Golgi to vacuole transport; retrograde transport, endosome to Golgi. Bases 71 to 2821 code for a protein of 916 amino acids.
UUGGUUGUGUCAAAAUGAUUUGUUUAUAAUUAAUAAAAUUGUUAAUUUCUAAUUAAAUAAAUAACAUGUCAUGGCCAAGCAAAUUGAUUUGGAUCAAGAAUACCAAGCAUGGCAAUCGUGCCAUUAUUGUCCCUUGCACAAUUUCAAAACUCCACCAGAUUUCAUAAGACAUUUGAGGGAAAGACAUUGUUCAAAAGAAGGUGGCUCAUAUGUCUGUAGAUAUGGUUACAAUGGUGUAUGCCCCUCAUUACCUCUCGAUGGGGUAAGCGAUAGAGAUUAUGAAACACAUAUCUCUAGACAUCAUGUUGCUCCAAUUACUAAGAAUCAGGAACAAUGGUCAGUUUAUUCAGCAGCACAGAAUUUACCUGCAGUACUUAAUGAUCCUAACAAAGGUAAACAAGCAACAUUUUUUACUAAGAUAUGGGGUGAUGCAUUUGUUGAAACUGCUGAGAUACCCAAAUGUCCUUAUUUACCUAUAAUAACAUGGGAUAAUUUUGAGCCAUAUAUCAGGAAAGUGGGACGAAGACUGCAAAAGCAUUCCAAAUUAAUGAAUUCAAAAUUAGAGACAACUUUGAAAGUUAAAAGCCAAAAUUCUGAGCUUUCAGUGUUUAAAUUAAAGGAUAUUCCAGAUAUUUUUCUCAAGCCGGAUCUGAAACUAAAUGAAGCUACUACUUUUAAUACUAUAUAUCCAAACAUUGUAGAUGCUCCUGACAAUGCAAGUCGAUCAGGGCGUCUAUUACAAGAAAAAUUAAGUCAUUAUCUAGAUGUUGUUGAAGUGCAAAUUGCCCAACAAGUUUCACAGAAGUCUUAUGCAUUUUUUCAUGCUAUGACUUCUCAUGAUGCAAUGAUGGAACAGAUGAACCAUGCUGAAGCAAAUGUGCGGGCAAUACGCAGUAAAAUUCAAAACAUAGAUGCUACACUAGUCAAAGAUUCAUUAAAAAUACUAAGCUUUGAAAGAUCUCGUUGUAAUCAUUCCUCAGUGUUAGAAAAACUUAAAUUAAUGUCAACAGUUCAUCAAACUCAACCUAUGAUACAAUUGCUCCUAAGUACACCAGACUAUGUAGCUGCAUUAGAUUUAAUUUCUACUACUCAAGAAAUUUUAUCCCAAGAAUUAGCUGGAGUUCAUUCAUUCAGACAUUUGCCUUCCCAGCUUACUGAAAUGGAAAGGUUGAUUGACAAAAUAUUGAGCACAGAAUUUGAAAAAUAUGCAGCUGCUGAUUUAAAUAGGCCAUUAACAGAGUUUAACACUUCAAUGAUAGACUCAGAUAAAUUAAUAUCUACGAUUUCAGGAUUACUGAGACAGAAAAAUUUUACAUUUAUUGAUGCAUACAAAGAAGAAGCUAUAACUACUGUUAAAGCAAUUGUAAAACAGAUGGUUAUUGAAAUAAUAGCAUCUAGUGAUGCAGAAAUAUGUCUCACUGGUUCAGGUGAGCAACAGGUACAAACAUUGUCAUUAAGCGAAUGGUUAGCAUUAUUAGAAACAGCAACAUUAACAUUAGAAAGACUAGUAUUAAGGGUAAAAGCUGUGCAUGAUGUUAUGUUUCACACUGCUUGCUCUAGUACAGAAAAGCAACAUGAUCCAGAUGAUAGCUUAGAUUUCUCUGAAAGUGAAACCUUUUUGAAUAAAUCAGAAUUUGAAACAGUAGAAAAAAAAUUAAGCGAUUUAUUAAAUGCAGUCUGUGACUAUUGUCAUGAAAGAUGUGCAAAUUUAGUAACCAAUCAAAGCCUAGACAAGAGUACUGUUACAAUAAGACAGAUUGCCAGAUUGUCAGAAAUUGUUACGACCUUUACUCAGCAAUGUGAACAAAUUUGUGGCAAGGAGUGCAUUGCUUUGAAAGCAGCCUUUAAGGCCCAGGCUUCAAGAUAUGUACAAAAAUUCCAUACGGAUAAGAAGGCUAAAUUGGCUCUGCUUUUAGAUAGUGAGCAAUGGAAACAAGCCGAAGUUCCUUCUGAAUUCCAGACACUAAUAGAUGGUAUAUCAAGUACAGGAUCUUUUGCUCAUGUAAAUCCUUUAAGUGCGUUGAGCAAUGGUGGUGGAGGUAGCAGCGGAAGGUCAACACCAACCUCAGAACCUUCUAAACCAGCACCAGUAUUACAGGUGGCGGGAGAACCUUUUGCUGUGGUAGGCACAGUAUUGCUUCUUGUACAGAUAAUAAGUGAAUAUUGUCGUAGUUCAGAACGUCUGGCUCCAAUGAUGUCUCAGCAAUACAGCAGGAAUUUGUCUGAAUUACUUCGAAGCUUUAAUUCUAGAUGUUGUCAACUGGUCUUGGGAGCCGGUGCAAUACAUGUUGCUGGUUUAAAAACAAUUACAAGUUCCAACUUGGCGCUUGUGUCAAGGGCACUCCAACUUAUAUUAUGGUUACUUCCGUACGUCCGGGAACAUUUUCGGCCCCACACGGACGUCUCCUGGUGUGCGGCCGUCGAACGUGAUCUAAUUAGUCAUGUGCAGGAAAUUUCUGAUAAGAUCCAGGCUAUAGUAUCAAAAGUUAUUGGUGAUCAAUUGAUCUUAUGGGAUGCCAGACCACCUAUACCAUCCAAACCAUUUAGAAAAAUAUCUUUGCAUCUCGUCAAACUUCAUGAAGCAAUCGCACCGAUUUUACCUCGCGCACAAAUCCAUAGAUUAUAUAGAACAGUACAUAGAAAUUUUAAAGAUAAACUUAGGGACCAGUUGUUACGUAACAAUAUUACAAAUGAUGGAAGUCCGCAACACGGUGUAGUUACUUCAGAAUUGAUGUUUUAUUUAGAAACAUUGAGAACGUUAAAAGCUAUAUCUGAAGAAGAAUUGGCUGAUGGUGCAAUGGAUGAUAUAUGGUUGCAAUAAUCUGUGAUCUGUGAUUUGACAGAAUAAAGAUGUGAAAGUGCAAGUGUAAGAGUAUACAAAUGCUCUCAGCUCUGGCAGCUUUUUUGUCUGGCUAUGAAUUAUUCAAGAGCAUAAAUUAUUAUUUGUUUUACCGAAUUAUUUUGAGUAUAUCUCUAUAAUAAUUUUAUUUAACUAUUGUAUAUAUUUAAUGUUUAUAAUCUUCCAAACAAUCUAUCCAUUGCUGCCACUCUGGUUUUAUUACCAGUUUGUCUCCUCCUCAUUUACUCAUCGAGUGAUA